This is a messenger RNA of Microcebus murinus (gray mouse lemur), 885 nucleotides long. Lineage: Eukaryota; Metazoa; Chordata; Mammalia; Primates; Cheirogaleidae. The record is from RefSeq and is a predicted model, not a curated record.
AUGCCCCGGGCGGACCGCGGAGCGGAACCCUCCGAUGCCUGUGGAGGAGUGAGGAGAGAGAGGGCACACGGCGGGGCUCCCCAAGGGGCCGCGUCCUCUCUGUGGUGCGGGGCGCCCCGCCGGCGCUCCCGGGGCAGGUGCGCGCGCAGACUCUCGGCGGGGCGCUGGGGCCUUCGCGCACUUCAUGUUUUCAGAGCCCAGUUAAGAGGAAUCCUGCCUUCCAACACACGGCGAGGAGCUGCUCCUGUCAACAUCAGUCUACAUCUCAAGAAUUAUCAGCUAAAAGAUGGAAGCAAGACACACCACUUCUCAGCUGAUGUGAGAGCAGUGCGAGGCACUCUGGCCCGCCUGCACGGCGUGGGCAGGGGCCCGGUGAGGGCAGGUGGAGAAACAUCCCCUUCCUACCCACUCUCGACCCUGCCCUCCAGGAGAGGCUCGCUGUGUAUGCGUCGCUUCAUUUUAGCUUGCACUACCGCUCAGGAUCCAAAUACAAGAUGGGGGAUGAGCCGAAGAAAGAGUGAGUUGGCAAAAAGAUGCAUUUUCUGUUUCUUUUCUUCCUUUCCUCUGUCCCCAAAGCUGGCCCACCCUUGCCAACCUCAGUCCCAGGGGCCUGAGAAAGCCUGGGCCCUGUGCGGGGAGCAGCACCCCUGGAAAAGCAAAGGAUGGGCAAGACUAGUCCAAAAGGCACCUUUUCCUCAGGCCAAGACUUUUCUAACCAAAAAGUUAGAGGAAUGCAAGUGAACAAUAUUUUUUUCCAAAAAAUACAUGUAAUUCCUUGAGGAAUGUGGCACACAUUUUUGCAUUUCUUUACCUUGCACUCCUUGAAGAAAGUUACCAAAAAGUCAGUAAGAGCGACCUCUCACAAAAAUGCAGAGGGAAGCUACC